AGACUCCUCCACCCCAUCUCCGUUUCCUAGGAAACGUGGACUCCGCUUUCCUUUCUGCGUCGCUGCCCCCUUGACGUCACGGUUCGGAUAGGAGGGCGGGGCGGCGCGGGCGACUGGAGGGGCUGUGCACCUGCGCCUCGGCGGGCCGUCUGGGGCAACGUCCCCGGCCCGCCCGGCCCCGCCAUGGCCAGGCCACAGAGGACUCCGGCACGCAGUCCCGACAGCAUCGUCGAGGUGAAGAGCAAAUUUGAUGCUGAGUUCCGACGCUUUGCUCUGCCUCGCGCUUCAGUGAGCGGCUUCCAGGAGUUUUCUCGGUUGCUGCGUGCAGUACAUCAGAUCCCGGGCCUGGACGUGCUGCUUGGUUAUACUGAUGCUCACGGCGACCUACUGCCCCUCACCAACGACGACAGCCUGCACCGGGCCCUGUGCAGUGGGCCCCCACCACUGCGCCUGCUAGUGCAGAAGCGGGCAGAAGCUGAUUCCAGUGGCCUGGCCUUUGCCUCCAACUCUCUGCAACGGCGCAAGAAAGGGCUCCUACUUCGGCCAGUGGCACCCCUGCGCACCCGGCCACCGCUACUGAUCAGCCUGCCACAAGAUUUCCGCCAGGUUUCUUCAGUCAUAGAUGUGGACCUACUGCCUGAGACCCACCGACGGGUGCGGCUGCAUAAGCAUGGUUCCGACCGCCCCCUGGGUUUCUACAUCCGAGAUGGCAUGAGCGUGCGAGUAGCUCCCCAGGGCCUGGAACGGGUUCCAGGCAUCUUCAUCUCCCGCCUGGUACGAGGGGGCCUGGCUGAGAGUACGGGGCUGCUGGCAGUCAGUGAUGAGAUCCUCGAGGUCAAUGGCAUUGAGGUAGCCGGGAAGACCUUGGACCAAGUGACGGACAUGAUGGUCGCCAACAGCCACAACCUCAUUGUCACUGUCAAGCCAGCCAAUCAGCGCAAUAAUGUGGUGCGUGGGGCAUCUGGGCGCCUGGCAGGGCCUCCUUCUGCUGGGCCUGCUGAGCCUGACAGCGACGAUGACAGCAGUGAUCUGGUCAUUGAGAACCACCAGCCUCCCUGUUCCAAUGGGCUAUCUCAAGGGCCUCCGUGCUGGGACGUGCAUGCGAGCCACCUACUUCCUGCUGCCCGCAGCUCUCUGCCCUCCCUGGAUGAUCGGGAGCAGGCCAGCUCUGGUUGGGGGAGUAGCAUUCGAGGAGAUGGUAGUGGCUUCAGCCUCUGACAGGGAAGGAUGCAGCCCCUUGCCACUCCAGGCUCUGGGACAUUCCAAGGACUUUCCCAGUGGGAGGUUUCAGCGUGUUCAAGGGCCCUCUCAGUCUGGGGAACAUUAAAGGUUUUCUACAAAUGCA
Molecule: messenger RNA, 1345 nt
Organism: Cervus elaphus (red deer)
Lineage: Eukaryota; Metazoa; Chordata; Mammalia; Artiodactyla; Cervidae
Gene: PARD6A
Product: par-6 family cell polarity regulator alpha
Exons: 3
Coding region: 184-1218 (344 amino acids)
Biological process (GO): establishment or maintenance of cell polarity; regulation of cellular localization; centrosome cycle
Cellular component (GO): cell cortex; nucleus; apical plasma membrane
Molecular function (GO): protein kinase C binding
Source: RefSeq, a predicted model, not a curated record